AUGUCCCUUGCGGGCGUCCUCGGGGCAGGUCUCAUUGCUCUCGUUGCUAGUUUUAUAAUAUCAGACGGCACGGCCUCAACGUCAACUCUCUACUGCGUCUCCAACCCCUCGUCAUCUCGUAUUCUCACGCUUAACAGCUCGACUCCACAUGCAAAAUGCUUUCGUGUACAAGGCGGGAUUUUCAUAGACGUUUUGGAAGAGAUACCAGACACUAGCGAGGGGAUCAGGUCUUUGGAUGGAUACGUCCUCCCCGGUCUCAUCGACGGGCAUGGCCAUAUCUUGCAAUAUGGCGAGAUGUUGGAGUCGGUCUGGCUGUACGGAGCUGAGAGUAUCGCGGAAGUGAGAAGGAGGAUCAAAAAGUUUUUAAAGAAGCAUCAAGGCGAGGGAUACGGUUCACACGAUAAAUGGAUUCGAGGCAUUGGGUGGGACCAAAAGUAUUUCGGGGGAAUUAUGCCUACUGCUAAAGAGCUAAGAGAAGACCCAUCAUUAUCAGAUCUCUACAUCAUGCUAGACCGCGUCGAUGUCCACUGCGUUCUGACCUCCCAAAAAGUCCUUGAUCUUCUCGCCGAUCCUCUGCCAGAAGCACCUCCAGGAGGCGUCAUAAUCACAGAUCCCGGUCCCGGAGUCUUCUGUGACAACGCAAUGGACGCCAUCAUUUAUCCAUUGGCUCCGAAACCGGAUGUUGCACAAAAGACUCGAUGGUUCCACACGGCCAUGGCUGAGUUGAACAAAGUCGGCAUAGUUGGAAUUGGAGAUGCGGGGAUGAGACCUGAUGAUGUCUCGAUUCUGGAGUCGAUGGUUGAAAAAGAUGAGCUCACGAUUCGGAUCGAUGUGAUGCUGGAGUGUGCGGAGAGAAACACUUACUGUCCUGAAGAGACCAAAGGAUUGAAGCUCCUGAAUUCUCCGGACGGAAUGGGAGCUGAUAUGUUGAUGCUGGGAGGCGUGAAGCUUUUUGCUGAUGGAGCACUUGGAUCUUGGGGAGCUGCGCUGUUAGAGCCAUAUUCUGACAAGCCUGAGACAAAUGGAACGAUGCUAAUAAAUGAAACAGCUUUGACCAGCGUGGUGAAAGUUUGGUUUGAUGCAGGGUUCCAGGUGAACAUCCAUGCCAUUGGAGACAGAGCCAAUCGUGCAGCAGUUGAUUCUUUUGAAAAUGUUCUUGGUCCUGACUGCGAAGGGUGCAACGAAGCGAGGAGAUUGAGAAUCGAGCAUGCACAAAUCAUAGCAAGUUUCUCAAGUGCUCAUCCAAAUGACCAGAAAAGAAUUUCAAAGAUGGGAAUAAUCCCCAGCAUCCAACCCACGCAUGCAACAUCCGACAUGGCAUAUGCUCUUUCCCGUCUGGAUACUGACCGACUGGCAAACUCAGCCUACCGAAUGCGUUCUCUCUUCCCCUCGUCCUCUAUACCAUCCACCUACCCUGGACCCGUCCUUGGUUCCGACUUCCCAGUCGAGCCUCCCAACCCUUUCCAUGGCAUGUACGCAGCAGUGACUCGUCUAAAUCCCGCUACGGGAGAGAGCCCGGCAGGAGAAGGAGGUUGGCAUCCAGAAGAGAAGCUUAGUGUUGAACAGGCGCUGUUAGGAUUCACGAGAAAUGCAGCAUAUGGGUGGUUCAAAGAGGGACGGUUGGGAGCCAUAGAGAAGGGUAUGUGGGCGGAUUGGGUGGUUAUUGAUAAAGACAUUUCCGCGGACCUGGGGAAAGGUCUGAGGGAUCUGGUGGUUAGGGAGACGUGGGUUGGCGGGAGGAGGGUGUUUCCGUUGAAUAAGAAAGUUGUCGAAGAGAGUUGGAUCGAUAGGGCUUCUGCCGCGGGUUGGGAGUUUCUGGAGAGUGCAGCGACCUGGGCGAGGGGAAUUGGGAGAGAAGACCUUUAA
Hyaloscypha bicolor E is the source of this 1866-nucleotide messenger RNA. RefSeq lists its product as uncharacterized. Gene Ontology annotation, molecular function: hydrolase activity, acting on carbon-nitrogen (but not peptide) bonds. The coding region runs from base 1 to 1866 and encodes 621 amino acids. NCBI's taxonomy places the organism in Eukaryota, Fungi, Ascomycota, Leotiomycetes, Helotiales, Hyaloscyphaceae. The transcript has 5 exons. The record is from RefSeq and is a predicted model, not a curated record.